AUGGCAGAUUCCCACUGAGGCUGAGGGGGCCGAGCUCGCGCGCCGCGUUCCCUUCUCCGUUGCCAUGAACCGCGGACACCCCGGCCCCGAUGGCCCCCGUGUACGAAGGUAUGGCCUCACAUGUGCAAGUUUUCUCCCCUCACACCCUUCAAUCAAGUGCCUUCUGUAGUGUGAAGAAACUAAAAGUAGAGCCAAGUUCCAACUGGGACAUGACUGGGUACGGCUCCCACAGCAAAGUGUACAGCCAGAGCAAGAACAUACCACCUUCUCAGCCAGCCUCCACAACCGUCAGCACCUCCUUGCCGAUCCCAAACCCAAGCCUACCUUACGAGCAGACCAUCAUCUUCCCAGGAAGUACUGGACACAUAGUUGUAACAUCAGCAAGUAGCACUUCUGUCACCGGGCAAGUCCUCGGUGGACCACAUAACCUAAUGCGUCGAAGCACUGUGAGCCUCCUUGACACCUACCAAAAAUGUGGACUCAAGCGCAAGAGUGAGGAGAUUGAGAACACAAGCAGCGUGCAGAUCAUCGAAGAGCAUCCACCCAUGAUUCAGAAUAAUGCCAGCGGGGCCACUGUAGCCACUGCCACCACAUCCACUGCCACCUCCAAAAACAGUGGCUCCAACAGUGAAGGGGACUACCAGCUGGUGCAGCAUGAAGUGCUGUGUUCCAUGACCAACACCUAUGAGGUUUUAGAGUUCUUGGGGCGAGGGACAUUUGGGCAAGUGGUCAAGUGCUGGAAACGGGGCACCAAUGAAAUUGUGGCCAUUAAGAUCCUAAAGAACCACCCCUCCUAUGCCCGACAAGGCCAGAUUGAAGUGAGCAUCCUGGCCCGGCUGAGCACUGAGAGUGCUGAUGACUACAAUUUUGUGCGGGCCUAUGAGUGCUUCCAGCACAAGAACCACACAUGCUUAGUCUUUGAGAUGUUGGAGCAGAACCUCUAUGACUUUCUGAAACAGAACAAGUUUAGUCCCUUGCCCCUCAAGUAUAUUCGCCCAGUCCUCCAGCAGGUAGCCACAGCCCUGAUGAAACUCAAAAGCCUGGGUCUUAUCCAUGCUGACCUCAAACCAGAAAACAUCAUGCUGGUGGAUCCAUCCAGACAACCAUACCGAGUGAAGGUCAUUGACUUUGGUUCAGCUAGUCAUGUAUCCAAAGCUGUCUGCUCUACAUACUUGCAAUCUAGAUACUACAGGGCCCCUGAGAUCAUCCUUGGUUUGCCAUUUUGUGAGGCAAUUGACAUGUGGUCCCUCGGUUGUGUCAUUGCUGAGCUGUUCCUGGGCUGGCCAUUAUACCCAGGUGCUUCUGAGUAUGAUCAGAUCCGGUAUAUUUCACAAACACAGGGUUUACCAGCUGAAUAUUUAUUAAGUGCAGGGACAAAGACAACUAGGUUUUUCAACCGUGACACAGACUCACCAUAUCCUUUGUGGAGGCUAAAGACACCAGAUGACCAUGAAGCAGAGACGGGGAUUAAAUCAAAAGAAGCAAGAAAGUACAUUUUCAACUGUUUGGAUGAUAUGGCCCAGGUGAACAUGACAACAGAUUUGGAAGGGAGUGACAUGUUAGUAGAGAAGGCAGACCGACGGGAGUUCAUUGACCUGUUAAAGAAGAUGCUGACCAUAGAUGCUGAUAAGAGGAUCACUCCCAUUGAAACUCUGAACCACCCCUUUGUCACCAUGACACACCUGCUCGAUUUUCCCCAUAGUACUCAUGUCAAGUCUUGUUUCCAAAACAUGGAGAUUUGCAAGCGCCGGGUGAAUAUGUACGACACAGUGAACCAGAGCAAAACCCCUUUCAUCACACAUGUGGCCCCCAGCACAUCUACCAACUUGACCAUGACCUUCAACAACCAGCUGACCACUGUCCACAACCAGGCUCCCACCUCCACCAGUGCCACUCUUUCCCUAGCCAAUCCCGAAGUCUCCAUACUAAACUACCAAUCUGCACUCUACCAGCCCUCAGCGGCAUCCAUGGCCGCCGUAGCCCAGCGGAGCAUGCCCCUGCAGACGGGAACAGCCCAAAUUUGUGCCCGACCUGACCCCUUCCAGCAAGCUCUCAUCGUGUGUCCACCUGGCUUCCAAGGCCUGCAGGCCUCUCCCUCCAAGCAUGCUGGCUACUCAGUGCGGAUGGAAAAUGCUGUUCCCAUCGUCACUCAGGCUCCAGGAGCUCAGCCUCUUCAGAUCCAACCAGGUCUGCUUGCUCAGGCCUGGCCAGGUGGGGCCCAGCAGAUCCUGCUUCCUCCAGCAUGGCAGCAGCUGACUGGCGUGGCCACCCAUACAUCUGUACAGCAUGCAGCUGUGAUUCCUGAGACCAUGGCAGGCACUCAGCAACUGGCUGACUGGAGGAACACACAUGCUCAUGGAAGCCAUUACAAUCCCAUCAUGCAGCAGCCUGCACUCUUGACUGGUCAUGUGACCCUUCCAGCUGCCCAGCCCUUAAAUGUGGGUGUAGCCCAUGUAAUGAGGCAACAACCAACCAGCACCACCUCCUCCAGGAAGAGUAAGCAGCACCAGUCAUCUGUGAGAAAUGUCUCCACCUGUGAGGUGACCUCUUCACAGGCUAUCAGCUCCCCUCAGCGGUCCAAGCGUGUCAAGGAGAACACUCCCCCACGGUGUGCUAUGGUACACAGCAGCCCAGCUUGCAGCACCUCAGUCACCUGUGGGUGGGGUGACGUGGCCUCCAGCACCACCAGGGAGCGACAGCGGCAGACGAUUGUCAUCCCCGACACCCCGAGCCCCACAGUCAGUGUCAUCACCAUCAGCAGUGACACAGAUGAAGAGGAAGAACAGAAGCAUGCCCCCACCAGCACAGUCUCCAAGCAAAGAAAAAAUGUCAUCAGCUGUGUCACAGUCCACGAUUCGCCCUACUCUGACUCCUCCAGCAACACCAGCCCCUACUCGGUGCAGCAGCGCAUAGGGCACAACGGCACCAAUACCUUGGACACCAAGGGGAGCCUAGAGAAUCACUGCACCGCCAACCCCCGCACCAUCAUCGUGCCCCCACUGAAGACCCAGGCCAGUGAAGUGUUGGUAGAAUGUGACAGCCUAGGGCCAGCGAUCAAUACCAGUCACCACGCGUCCUCCUUCAAGUCCAAGUCCUCCAGCACCGUGACCUCCACCAGUGGCCACUCUUCAGGGAGCUCCUCAGGAGCCAUCGCCUACCGUCAGCAGCGGCCAGGCCCCCACUUCCAGCAGCAGCAGCCUCUCAAUCUCAGCCAGGCUCAGCAGCACAUGGCUGCGGACCGCACUGGGAGUCACCGGCGACAGCAGGCCUACAUCACUCCCACCAUGGCCCAGGCUCCAUACACCUUCCCGCACAGCAGCCCCAGCCACGGCACUGUUCACCCCCACCUGGCUGCGGCCGCCCACCUCCCCGCCCAGCCUCACCUGUACACCUAUACAGCGCCCACAGCCCUGGGCUCCACCGGCACUGUAGCCCACCUGGUGGCAUCCCAAGGCUCAGCACGCCACACCGUGCAGCACACUGCCUAUCCGGCCGGCAUCGUCCACCAGGUCCCUGUGAGCAUGGGGCCCCGGGUCCUGCCCUCGCCCACCAUCCACCCCAGUCAAUAUCCGGCCCAGUUUGCCCACCAGGCCUACAUCAGCGCCUCGCCAGCCUCCACCGUCUACACUGGAUACCCUCUGAGUCCUGCCAAGGUCAACCAGUACCCUUACAUAUAAACACUGGAGGAGGCCCGCCAGGGAGGAGGGUGAGGAGGAGCUCCCAGACCGACCUGGGGAGCUGGGAUUUUCUACUGCAGGUGCCGCACACAAACAAUGCAAACGGGGCAGGGAGGGGGGCAGUUGGGGCACAAAUGAAACUUGAACCAGGAAGUGGGAGGGGUUAGAGAGGAGAACAUUUUAAAAGGAGGGGUGAGGAGGGGAAAUCUAUGCUUUUUAUUUAAAAAAAAAAGGAAAAAAAAGAAAAAGAAAAAUGUUAGUAACAAAAGAGGAAAAAAAGAAAAAAACCACAGCUCACAAACCCAUUCUGCACCAAACUGGAAAGGAGAAAAGGACCUACAGGAGACUCUGGAAGCAAGGGGCCCCAGUUUUUUGAAGAAUUUUAUGAACUUUUUAAAGAUUAUUUUCAUAUGGCAGCAAGUGGCAUUGAAGAAUUUGCUGUCAGGGACACCUGAUAUGGAAAUCCAAUAGAUUUUUAAUUAAUUGAACAUAAAAAUUAGGGAUUUUCCCAGAACUCCAAAAGGGUCAGCAUCCCUUUCAAAUGUCAGGCCAUGGCCUGAAGAGGCUCAGAUUUGGGGGUUGGUCUGGGGUUCGAAAAGCCCAGUUCUGGCUUAUUUGUCAGAAAGAGUGGAGUCGGCCAAACUAAUGGAAGAUCCCCCCAGGAGAAGGGCGGGUUUCCUCUUUCGGAGCAUUCUGGAUAAAUCCCUAAGCAAUGUUGUUCCUCAGAUGUCAUUAAUGAUGUAUGUUGCAAUUUUUAAUUUUUUUCUUCUCUCAGAUUUUUUUUCUCUUUGAACCAACCCCUAGUCGUGUAGCAUAGGGCUAGUGGUUGUCCUGGACACCCUAGAAGAAUGUAGCAGUGCGCCCCUGUUUCCUACCUUGUGUUCAACUCCAGUGAUACCAAUAGACUCUUCCUCAAUAUAAUUGCACAAACAGAGUGAUUUAACAUAGGCAUGGAACCAGUGUGGUGGUCCAGGUGAGCGAGUGAGUGUGCGAGCACGUGUGGGUGUGACGGGGCUGCCACCCUCCCCAUGUGUCCCUUGGCACCGCCGUCACAGCCCUUGCAGUCCUGAUUUUACAUCAUUCCCUCCUAGUGCCUUAACGACUGACAGAGACGCGGCAAAGGGUUUACUUCCACUGGUACUCCAAGAAACUGGUUGGGGCUGGUCAGAUGCCCUCAGCUCUUGUGUAAGCUGUUAUAGUAUUUUACUUGGGUCUUUGUUUUUGCAUUGUUUUAAUGUCAUGUGGAUUGUCUUUCCUGGGCUCUUUGUGAGCAGAAGGAUUUCAGAGGAGCUCGUGUAAGGCAAAGGGGAGACUCAUGGAUCUCAGGAGGGAGGUGGGCGCUGUGUGGUGCAGCACACUGGUGGCAGCUGGCUCUUUUGGUGAGUUUUACUUAGAGAGCAGAGAUCCAGAGAGACUCCUCACCCUGCCCUAGCUUUGCCAUGUAUGGUGCUAGGGAGUCUUAGGAAUGUCAGCUUUGCCAGGCAGCUGCCCCAGCCUCCAAGCCCAGCACCUCCUUCCUGGGGCCUUAUGGGGAGAGGGCAGGAGACAGUACCUCCCCAGUCCCUCCCUCUUUCAAGAAGCCUCUAGUCUCAGACGCAACCACAUCUCUCUGCACCAGCUCAGGAUCUAGUGAGGCUUCUGGUCUCUCCAGCUCUCUCCCCUACAGACCUCCACUGGUAAGUCUGCUGUCACUUCUGUCCUGAAAUUAACCUAGCUCUCCCUAGACAGUUUGAUCUCUGCUUUUGAGAGAGAGAUAAUGAGCAGAGGGCUGAAGGGACACUAAUGAGGUGGCCAGGGGUCCAUUGCACUGAGAAAACGCUGCCAUGGACAAUUGAGCCUCCAAAGAGAUCUACUGAGAGCCUCUGUGCACCUGUGUUGCAUUCUGGGUAUUUUCUCCAGCUUUGAACAGUGGAGUGGAUAGGAGUUGUCUGUUCCUACUGAGAAACUCUGAAGCCGUGGAUGUUAGAGAGCAAUCGGGUCCAGGAUGGGAUGAACUGUGUGGUCCUUUUGUGAGUCGUAGCUGUCCCCUCAUCCACCUCGCUGGGUACAAAGAGGUCUCUGGUCAGCAGUCCAGCAUCCUCCAGUCCCCCUCCCUUUCCUCCUGCUUUUGGCCCUGGUCUACUGUGAAAGGCUUUCCUCAUGAUACCUGUCCUCCUUCAGUAACGAAGCUUACUUAGCUUUUAGCUGUGAAAAACUCUGGAAACUUCCUCAACCAUUAAUUCUUUUAAAUCAAGUCCCCAAACUGGAUGUGUCGUCUCAGUGCACCUUGGGCCAGAAAGAAGAGUCGCCAGACUUGGGCAUGGUCUGACCCACUCCAGCCAAGGGCACUGGCAGUGGACUGAGUGACGCCAGCCUGUGGUAGGGAGCCCCACUUUUCUCAUCCUGGUCAGAACCACGUUAUUCCAAGCCGAGCUCUGGCUGGGAGUGAGACAACAGGAAGCUGUCCAUUCGGAGAGGAGUAAGGAGCGAAGCCUGUGGAGCCCCUGAGCCAGAGGCUGCUAGAGCCCCACCAGCAUGGAUGUCUGUCACAGGUGUUUCCAGCAGCUAGAGGGCAGCGUUUCCCAUGGGGCUGUCGCAUACUAAGUCACCAUACUAAAUGUCAGCUGAGUGGUCCUGGGCUUCCCGCCGGCCAGCGCUCUCUCGAGCUGGUCCUCCAGGGGAGGGCCAACCGUGCCCUUCAUCUCCUGUCUGCGUGAGUUGAAGUUUCUCACUCUUCCCCACGUCCUUCCCUUUCUCUCCCAGAUCAGGAAUGAGUAUUCCUUGCUGCUCAUAAGGUUAGUGUUGUACUGAUUUUUUGUAUUAUCGCCACUGUAAUUAUGAUUAUUAUCACCUGGUUGCUCUUUUAGUCAGGGUUUGAAGUAUACAUUGAUUCCAAGUAUCUUUGUGUUUUCUUCAUAAUAUUUAAAUUUAUUUUAUUCUAGCUGUAUGUAUAUGAGUAGGCUGGAGGGACAUAUAAGUUAGAUGUCUGAUUUUGUCAGAGGAAAGAAAAGGACAAAAAAAAAAAAAAAGGACAGGAAAGGCCCAGGAAUUAGGAAAGAUUGUUUUUAUCAACUCUGUCCUGCAAAGAGCUACAAGAAAGCCCUGUCACAAAGCAGAGAUUUGGAUACACUGGGGCCUUCCUCUGCACGGCCCAGCUGUGGUACACGGCCGCUGUCAGUGCAGUGUCUUUUGGACUCUUUGGCAGCUUCUCUCACAUUCUCUCUGCUCUCCUCCAGCUGUGAACUACUGACCAGAUUUUAGCCUCACAACUGACAUUUAGCAUAACAAGCCCCUCCCUCUCUCAGAGCCUCCAUUGGCCCUUUCCCCUCACUAUGUCCAUUAACGUACUUGGAGUGUGGCUUAUUUCUAUCUUCCUCAGUCCAGAGACGAUGGUCCCACCUGAAAGCCAUUAGGUUCAGUGGGCAACCAGUGCCACCUGUGAGAUAGUUCCCUCAUCUACUUCUUCCCCAGGCUUAUCCUCUGAGCACCCAAUUCUAGGUAGCCAAGUAAAGGAACAGGGAAGACACAAGACAGUCUCACAGAAAGGACCCCUUCUUCAUCACUGGCAAGUAAAGGGCACAGCAGGACCUUUUAGGCCACCCUGCUUCCGAGCUGUGGCUGUGCCCUGCACUGUGCUCAUGAGUGUGUAUACACAGCCCACUACCACUCAGAAACAACCAGGCCCCCAGUGAAGAAAGGAUUGAAGCAAUAGCUUCCCCACACAGAAGACAGCCACUCUGCAAAACUCAUCCCACAGCCACCCCUCCCUUGAUCUCAAGUCCCACAUUCAGAGCUGAUGCAUCAGAAGUACAGAGAAUCCCAGCUGAUGAGCAUCCUCACCUAGGAUCCCCUCGAGAUGCUCUGCACUGCAUCCCUUUAGCAAGAAGAAAGGCUGCUGUCCUUAGUACUGUCCUCCGGUGGAAGGAGGGCCACCUAGUUCUUACUAGACCAUGUGUCCGUGGUGCAUCCUCUGGGCCUUCUUUAAUGAAGAUAAACUGUUCAGCAUGAGGAAGAUGAGGUCAGCGCAAGGAAACAGGUCUGUGGUACCUCGUGACCCUCAGGUCAGCAGACUCUGCUGCUGCUCGCUGGGUCCUGAGUGGGCCUGGGCACCCAUGUUUCUGCUAGAGCGUCGGGUGAUGUUUUAGGAAAGCAGAUGAGCAGGCCAGUAGGCAAGGCUGGUGUUAGUGCCAGUGAGCCCUGUGAAGUGGAUAUGUUUGAUGUGAUCCAGAGGAAAAGGGGGUGGGGUGGCCCAGUGUCCCUGACUGUAUUAAGUUUCUCCCCUUCCUGGUGACAAAGUUGUUAGCAGCUAUAAAAGCCAGCCUGGCUUUGUUUUCUUUGUCUAAGGACUAGAACUGACCAACCGGUGUGGAGCAGGUCAGGAAGGGAGGUUAACACGGCAGACUGGACCUCUCUGGACUGAGUCUCAGGUGUUGCAAACACUCAUUUUGAACAGUGUGUGGUGAAAGAGUGGGUUGGGUGAUCGGGAGUGAGUGGACUUUACGUUCUUGGAAACCAGAGUGAGGUGCUGAGGAGGCUUAGGGAAGUAUUGCAGGUGGUUCAUGAUGAUGAUGGUGACUGGAUCCCACCCUGUCCCUCCCUCUCCCAGGUUCUCCACAUCUGGCUGAGGGAGGGUCAGAUGUGGGUGUGGCUCUUGCUGGCCUGCCAAGUAGCUGCUAGGACCAAAAACAGAAAGAAGAUGGCUCGGUGCCCUCAGCUAGCAGACAGAAUUCCAUGAGACAAGCUCUCCUUUCAUUGCCCAGCCUGAGACUGCACAUACACACACACACACACACACACACACACACUGGCCCAGGGCCUCACAGGCUUUGCUCUUCACUCAUGUUUUUCCCUCUUCUUUGCUUUACAAAUUUUCAGUGGAGAAGCCUAAAGAUUAAGCAAGCCUGAGAUGUCCUUACCAAAUUGGAAAGUAAAACUGUCCCUUUCUAUAGCCAAAGAACCUUCUCAGAGAAGAUGGGCAGAUUCAUUCCCUGUUCCUUUCUGGGCAAUAAUGACUUCAAUGACCUUCCAUUUACCUUUCCUUGCUACCUGAUUUUUUUUUAAUUGCAUUAUUUCAAAACCACUCAUCUUUAAAGAGGAGUGGAGUAGUGGCCCUAAAUGCUGCUACUCCAGGGAAUUGAUAUUCCUCUAGUUCUCAUUUGUGGUUAAUUGUCUAAUGCUACUGUGGGAAGCUAGAAAACAAGCAAGCAACCUUCCCUGAUGACCCCACACUGUAUCCCAGGCUUAGGAUGUGUGUAGGGCUGGCUGGCGAUGGCAGGCUCGACCCACUUGCCUAGUCUCCACAGACAGAUUCAGACAAGUCCGUCAAGCCACUGGAGAACCAAAGAUGGCAAGAUAAGGCUUACUUAAUUGCAAAAGGAACCUCAUGAACUCUGGCACUAGGGCUCACUGUAGUAACGGCCUGAGGGAAGGUUUCCCGAGGCUUUGGGGUAACUCCUGAGAAAUAGCUCCAACCAGUCUCUUCCCUUCUGACUCAGAGCUGCCAGAAAAGAGAUCUUGGAAAUUCUCUGUCACAGAACCUCCAUGCUUCCUGCCUUCUAAGCUGGAACCCCUCCCCAUUCCCCAAUCCUUUCAGGGUCCCUCAUCUCAGACCCAUGUAGGAGGACAUCAUACUGACUGUCUCUUGAUGCACAAUAGCAGUCUCCCUUGUGUAAGGACUCACUGACUUUUGUUGAGUAUUCACAGCACGCCAAGUCCUUUCUCAGUGUUCUCUCCAAGACCCAUCCCUGGGAAGAAGUCAACACCCCCUAUGGGACAGAUGGAAAGGCUGGCCCUCUGAGGAAGUGGCAUGUGUGAAAGAGAAAUAUGAUGCAGCUCAGAGCCCCCACGUUCCUAAUCCUGGUUUUGUUAAUCAGGACGUUCCUGAUGUGAAGUUUUGUUUCCCUGUUUAACUAACUGCAGUGUGCAGCCUCCUGUCUCUAAUGAGCCAUUGAAUGAUGCUCCCAUUUCCUGUGUGCAUUCCAAGCACUGUGCUAAGAAGUGUGGAUGAGCCCAGGCCACCAGCCAUGCAGUACCUGUACAGAUGAGGCACCUGGCACUUGCCCAGGCCACCUCGCUUGUAAGAAGGGAAGUCAGGGCUUGACAUUCUGUCUGCUUGGCUCUGGAGCUGGGCUCACAGACACCAGCCUCAGCUGCCUCCCUUGUAUAACAAGGACAGUCCUUUAUAGAAUGUCACGCCCUGCCUGCCCUGUGUGACAGUGGACGCCAGCAGGUAUGUGCAAAGAGGGUUCCUGGACUGGAUGCGGGUGGAAGAGGCAGAGUUUGACUUAAGUCUCUGGGAAGUUUCUCUGGAUUCCUAGAAUUCCUCUCAGUUUCUUCCCAGCAACCAGCUUUAGUCAUCCACGCUGCUGCAGCUCUUAUGAGAGUGAAGGGAAAGUGUUCUUUCUUUUAAAUAAAUACUUAAAUAAAGAUUUUUUUUCUUGCUUAGUUAAUCCUAGAAAGGCAAUACUAAAAGUAUAUAUUUUUUUUCCAAAAUGCUAUUUUUUAACUGUACUUGAUAAAUGUCAUGACAGCUCUGAUCUCUGUAAUAGGCCUGCCCUUCAGCUCUGCACAGAACCAGAAGCCAGGUUCAAGCCAAAUCUGUAAAUACCAUGUAGGUCUGUGUCCAGGAACUUUUUUUCUAUGAAGAAACAAACAAAAACAAAAAAUAAAAAAACAAAACAAAAAACAAAAAAAAGGGGAGGGAGAUGAAGGCAAGAUGAGUUUUCGGAAGAGGAACAAAAUUGAGUUUUCAUGCAAGAGACGCCCUUCUCAGAGAGAAGCAAAACGGUCAGAGCAGCCUCGGGAUGAGAGGCGGCACCUCAGGCUGGGUUCAGUGCUGUGCCGAGGUUUCUGUUCACUUGACAGAUGACAAAAUCUAGAAAUGCUCUAGGGGCUAGGCUUUAACGUCUUCAAACUCUGUUUCGGGUGAGUUUCUUGUUUCUCUUUUCUUUUAAAAAUGUCUUUACUGACUGGCUCCAGGCUUGUUUGCCUAAAUUCUUAGGUCGUUUACACAAGUUCUAAAUUCUUGUAGAACUUUAAAUCCAUUGGAAGCAAACCCAGCUAGUGUAGAUCUGAGACCCUGGUUGGUGUCAGCAGGUGUUCUGGAACUGGGGCAGAGCACCUAACAAUGUCUUCAGAAGGUUUAGCUAUAUUAUCGUACACAAACUGUGACCCUAAUGGCAAUAAUUACCUCAAAUGUGGGCAUUCGUCCUGGUUUAGCCUUUUUUGAAAUCAUGUAGCCAGCUUGAUCUUGUGAUUUAAAAAGACAAUGAAUUGUUCUCUGUGGGCUGAAAGUAAGGAUUAAUGCGUACCCUGGUCACUGUUGCCUAAAUGAGUUCUGAGAAUAGAAUUCUCAUCAUUACACCAGAAGUGGAACCAAGAAGAAAUGAUUGUGCGUGUCAUAAUCAGUGUGCUGUCCUAGUGCACAGGAGCAUGGUUCUCAUGCUGUGACGUGCCCUUUGAUUUCUCCAUAUCAAGUAAACUAUACAAUUGACUAUAGAUACUCAAACAGACUUCUGGCUACAUUUUAUAGUUAAAGUAUUUUAUAGUUUACAUUCAACCUGGUACUUUUUAAAAAGAAAAUUGUUUAUAACUGACAUCUUCAACCACAGCGACUGACUGACUCGUGUGUUAGAGGCUGUGUCUCCCCAAGGCAGGCAUGUUCCACUCAUGCUGUUCCUUAGCCUGAUGUGUGUGUUUCCCUUAUUGUUGCUUCCCAGUGAACCUGAGAGAAUGUGAAAGGAAGUCUGGUGGGAAUGGGAAGGGGUGAGUCCUGAACCUGGGCCUGUAUGCAGAGUCCUGUGCCAUGUGUACCAGUGCUGGGGGCGUGGUGAGACUGAUUCCCUGCUUCGUCAACUUUGUCUCCAUGUGAAUGCUCCCUUUGUGACUAGACCACUCACCUGGCUCUGCAGGUGUGGCUGCUGUUUCUGGGUCCGCAGUGAACCUUGGUCAGCAUUUGGAGAGGGAGAGCCGUACCCCUGUACCCAUGUUCACUGACUGGAUUUUCCACACGUUGCUGUUUUUGUCAAUUUUUUUCUUUAAAACAAAACCCAUGUAAAAUAACAUGUACUUUAAUUUACCCAUUGCCUGGCUAAGAUGUGAAACCCAGUUCAGAAGAUGGCUUCGGAGCUGAAGGAGCUGGGAUGGGCAAUGCAGGAUGGUCCUUGGAGACUGGGUCCACAGGGGAUUUACAGUGAUGGAAACAGGCUUCAGAGACAAGAGCAACCUCCAUUGUUAGGCAAGAGAAACAGAAAAUGUCAAUUUCCCUGAAAGUUUUGUAAGGUUUGGGUUGGGUUUUUAUUGGGGUAUUUUGUUUUGUUAUGUCAUGUCUUUAAGACAGGUUCCCACCAUGUAGCCCUGGCUGGUCUAGAACUCACAAUGUGAGCUGGGUCUUGUUUGGUUUUGGUUUUCUCUUGUGCCACACUGAACUGUGGAGGCCCCGUGGUGACCUGUGGUGACUCCUCACCGCCAUGUUUGCUUUGCGCUCACAGCAUGCUCUUGUGAUCUGUUAGAAUGUCCUUGUUCUUCUCACAGUUCUUAGUCGUAUCUUAGGUGCACACUCACACGUGUGCGUGUGCGCGUGUCAUUUGCUUUGCACUAAUAAACCAAAUGAAUUUUGUCUCCUUGUCUUUGAAGCUAACCCAUGUUUUUAAAGGUGAGAGGUAUAGAAAUGGGCUUGUCAUUAUUUGAAAAGUAAAUUCACUGUAGCUUAAAAAAAAAAAAGGGCUCUGCUGUAGUUCUCUUUAGUUCCCGCCCACCCCAUUUCCAAAUGACUCCUGGCCCGGUCCCCACCUCUGAGUCCACUGCAGCUCCAUGCUCAGCCUCUCAGGACUCCCAGAAAGCUCAGCUCUGGGAGCCAUGCCCCUGCCUGCCUGCCGGGCUGCUGGCCCAUGGGUUUGCUCUUGCUGUCAGUUCUCUGCUCAGGUUAUGAGGAAGGACAUGGAAGUUGAAAGUGUCUUGGCUGUGCCAUCCUCUAGUUUUCUGUGACUGAGUGAGUACACACAGGCACACGUGCACGCGCGCGCGCACACACACACACACACACACACGUGCCCUUCAGGGCAGAGGUCCUGUUCAUACUGCCUCCAAGUCUGUUGGCUUCCUGCCCUCCAUAUCCCUCUCUCCUGUGUUACUGCCCAUUUAAUGCUGGCUUUCUUCCAUGGGUAACCUAGGGCACAAUCAUUUAUAGUCCCCAAAGCACCCUUCACCCCUUUGUGUGUGUUUUUUAACCAAAUGAAGUUGACGAGAAAGGCGUAUGUUGGGGCUGCAGGAUUCCUAGUGUAGUAGAAGCAUUGUAUAGAUAGAGAUGUUGAUAUAUAUGUUUGUGUAUAUAUAUAUCAAGCCAAAUUUCUGAUAGAAAAGUAUAGCUUUAUGGAUGAGAAGGAAAAGGAGCCCUUUAGAGGUUGGAGCCAGCCUCAAUGUGUCCAAUGAGCAAGACACGUCGUGCUUCAUGUGCAGCUAAGGCCCCUGGACCCAGCCCUCGCCUCACCUCAGCAAAGCUGGGAGGCCGCGAGGGCUCUGCUGCUCUCGCUGGGUCCUCAGCAACAAUGGCAUAGGAGAGUGAGGACAUAGAUCAGAAGGACUGGAAUUCUUCAUCCCAUUUUGCUCUGACCACAUGUUUUGAGCUGCAGCCGAUAGCAUGUCACAUUUCCAAAAAGUGGUACCGUGAAGGUGGCAAGAGGGACCUGUCGCAAGGCUUAGCUUCUGCUGCCUGUGACUUCAGAAUGCUCAGGACAGAAAGACACACUCCCCAAAACAAUAACGUGGAGGAGGAGACCUGGCAGUGCCCAUCCCCCAGGCCAAGGACUGAGGCUCCCGCCCCCAGGUCAUCUCACCUAGAUCUUUCUCUACCAGGUCAUCUCAGCUCAGUCUUGAUAACCUCUCGAAAGCCCUGGCCCGUUGUGUUCCUUCACUGUAUGGUUUCUGUAAUAAAGUGUUAAUCCAUGUUAAUCUGUGUGGGAAUUAUCGCGUGCAACAGUAUUUUCUCGUGUACCUUUUUCCUCUGUGACGUGUCCCUCUUUUUUUUUUAUUUAUAAAUGUCUAAUUUUUUUUUUAAGGACAAACAAGUGUGUUGUAGACCUCUAUGUAACCUGUUCCUUACUCUCAUUAUAGGUAUGUUAUAAGGAUGGAUAUUUUACUUGGCUUUAGAAUGUUUUUCAAGAAAAUUAAUUCUUAACUGAUGAGGUCGUUGCUACUAAAGUGCUUGUUUUCAUCAUGACGUCGUGCGUUUCUAAAUUAAUCAUCAUUUUCGUUGUAGAAAAAUGGAGUGAAUUUAUAUUAGUCUUGGAAACUAAUAAUAGCAUUGUAAAUUUAUGAGAUGAUUUUAACAGAAAAAAAUAUAGAAGAAUAUAGUUAUUUUAAUUGUCCUAUUACUAACUGUAGGGUGAGGCGGGUCCUGUUGUGAUGAACUGUUAGAGCUUGUUACUCAGUUUCUUUUUGAUCAUUUUCUCGGUCUCUGAGGUGAAGCGAGUUAUUAAUUGAAUCUGUAAAGUCACAUAUGCAUAUUGUAUAUGUGUAGCGAUGUGAUCACACUGUCUUGGAAUUAAACUGUUUGGAAUCACUAAA
Messenger RNA from Grammomys surdaster, 14219 nucleotides. RefSeq names its product homeodomain interacting protein kinase 2 (gene Hipk2). Gene Ontology annotation, biological process: smoothened signaling pathway; peptidyl-serine phosphorylation; peptidyl-threonine phosphorylation. Gene Ontology annotation, molecular function: protein tyrosine kinase activity; protein serine/threonine kinase activity; ATP binding. Lineage: Eukaryota; Metazoa; Chordata; Mammalia; Rodentia; Muridae. Gene Ontology annotation, cellular component: cytoplasm; nucleus; PML body. The transcript is spliced from 15 exons. The record is from RefSeq and is a predicted model, not a curated record. The coding region runs from base 90 to 3677 and encodes 1195 amino acids.